Trichoderma asperellum CBS 433.97 is the source of this 1546-nucleotide messenger RNA. NCBI's taxonomy places the organism in Eukaryota, Fungi, Ascomycota, Sordariomycetes, Hypocreales, Hypocreaceae. The record is from RefSeq and is a predicted model, not a curated record.
CAACGUUAAAGUAAACCGCUUUUUGCUUUACAACAUGCUAUCAUUUGAUGCUAUUGUCGUUGGGGCCGGGUUUGCUGGCAUCAACCAACUUUACCAACUCCGCCAACUUGGGCUCUCGGUGAAACUUUUUGAAAAGGCCCCUGACGUUGGUGGUGUUUGGUAUUGGAACCAAUGGCCAAAUGCCACCAGUGACACUCCUAGCGAAGUCUAUAGAUACAGUUGGGACAAAGAAGACUUGCUAACUUAUCCCUGGCCAACUCAUGUUCUGCCUCAGAAAGAGACCCGGGCUUACAUGAAUCACGUCGUGGAGCGCCAUAACUUGAGGCAGCAUAUGCAAUUCUCCUCUGAACUGAAGUCUGCCACCUUUGAUAAGUCGGAUUCCACAUGGACUGUUCUGCUAUCUACUGGAGAAACCUUCAAGGCUACCUACUUGAUCCUUGCUACUGGACGCUUUAAUAAAACCGUUUGGCCUUCUAUUCCUGGACAAGAAAAGUUUGCCGGGAAGCAAUAUCACACUGGAAUUUGGCCUGAGAAUCGUGACCUUAAAGGCAAGCGAGUUGGAAUCGUCGGCACUGGCUCUUCUGGUGCUGCAAUUCUAGUCGGCUUGGCAAAAGAGGCGAAGCAGUUGGUAUCUUUCCAACGCUCGGCGCAAUACGUGAUUCCGAACAAUAAAGAUCUUGUCUCAGCUGAAUACAGAGACAAGGUUAACAAAAACUAUGAGGAUGUCUUCAGAAAGGUUCGGAGAUGCGGGAUCGGAUCCGGCUUCGACCCGGUCUCUGCUGAUUAUACAACUUUCAGCGUCAGCGCAGAGGAGCGAGAGAAAGUCUUUGAGGCAGCUUGGAAUUCUGUGUGGGGCUUGGCUUUUACUUUCUACACAUUUUCGGACAUCAUGACAAACGAAGCGGCAAAUAGGGAGCUUUGUCAGUUUUUACGGAAAAAAAUAGCCCAGAUUGUUCAAGAUCCCGAGAAGCGUGAGAAACUCAUGCCACCAGCAGAAGCCUUGUAUGACAAGAGACCUGUCUGCAGUUCUGGCUAUUAUGAAGCCUUCAAUCAAGAGAACGUGGAUGUUGUCAACUUCAAAAAGACUCCUUUGGUUGAAAUUACCGAAAAGGGUAUCCAAACCACGGAGAAUCUGUACGAGCUGGAUGUGAUCAUUUAUGCAACUGGCUAUGAGUCUGACGGUACCUGGGCUGAUAUAAACAUUACUGGACCUCAAGGGACGACAUUAGGCGAGCAUUGGGCCGAGGGGUCGACUUCAUACCUCGGAAUCCUCAAAGCUGGUUUCCCUAACCUCUUCUUCGUCAUUGGACCCCAAUCAUCACUUGCCAACAUACCAUCACAUUCCGAAUUCCACGCAGAAAUGAUCGGAAAGCUAAUCUCAAAAGCCGAAACAAUGAAGAAGGAGAAAUCAUCAGCAAGCGGCAACAAGACAGUUCUUCCUAAGAGUGGGAGGCAUGCGCUCUGGUUCAUGGGGGGCUAUGACAAGUACAUAGACAAGGUGCAGGAGGCGGUUGACACGUAUCGUGGAUUUGUAUUUGCUUACUAG